Anoplopoma fimbria (sablefish) is the source of this 4927-nucleotide messenger RNA. RefSeq names its product sorting nexin 7 (gene snx7). Gene Ontology annotation, molecular function: phosphatidylinositol binding. Bases 111 to 1379 code for a protein of 422 amino acids. NCBI's taxonomy places the organism in Eukaryota, Metazoa, Chordata, Actinopteri, Perciformes, Anoplopomatidae. The transcript has 9 exons. The record is from RefSeq and is a predicted model, not a curated record.
UGUCUUGCUGCUCUCGGAGUCUUUCUGCUGCUCCGAAGUUCUACUGGAAGUUUACCUUUUUCCAGGUUUGCCCGAUGAGCUGAGUUCAUUUUGACCAGUUUGAGAGCGAGAUGAGCGGACAGACGGUCCCCGCGGACUUCUCGGGACACAUGUUGGACCUGGACGAGGACGACGACCUGGAGGUUUUCAGCAAGAACACAUCACUGGCCGAUGGAAGUCCCAUGCCCAACUCUCCCAGCUCCAUGGUCAACCAGUACAGACUGGAGGAGGAGGAGGAUGAAGGGCAGCAGCAGGGUGCCGACGCCGACGACAUCUUCAUCACCGUGGAUAACCCAGAGAGCCACGUCACUGCCAUCGAAACCUUCAUCAUGUACAGGGUCGCUACCAAGACCACACGGGGCGAGUUUGACUCCAGCGAGUACGAGGUUCGCCGGCGCUACCAGGACUUCCUGUGGCUCCGAAGUAAACUGGAAGAAAACCACCCGACACUCAUUGUCCAUCCGCUGCCGGAGAAGUUUGUGAUGAAGGGCAUGGUGGAGCGCUUCAACAACGACUUCAUCGAGACCAGGAGGAAAGCCCUGCACCGCUUCCUCAACAAGAUCUCUGUGCAUCCCAUACUGUCCUACAGCCAGCACUUCAAAGUCUUCCUCACAGCACAGGAGUUGCUGUCUCACAAGAAACAGGGCCCCGGCUUCCUGAGCAGGAUGGGGGAGACGGUGAGGGCCGUGGCCAACUCGGUGCGAGGCCUGAAGAGCCGGCCGGAGGAGUUCACCAUGAUGCAGGAGUAUGUGGAGGACUUCAGUAACAAGAUCUGCUCCGUGGACAAAGUCACCCAGAGGAUCAUCAAGGAAGAGAGAGAGUAUCUGGAGGAGCUGAAGCAGUACAGCCCCACCUACGCCCAGUGGGCGGGGUCAGAGGAGGAGCUGACGGAGCCCCUGAAUGGUGUCGCCGGCUGCGUGGAACGGUGCAGUAAGGAAACGGAGGAGCAGAUCCACCACCUGUCUGAUGUCCUCGUCCCCGCUCUGCACGAGUACGUCCUCUGUGCUGAGACCCUGAAGGCUGUGAUGAGACGGAGAGACAACAUCCAGGCAGAGUUUGAAGCCAAGAACGAGGCCCUGACAUCCAGGAGGGUGGACCAGGAAGCGCUGCAGGAUGAGGUGGAUGGUCUGGCGGACCGUGUGGAGAUGGCCAACAAUGCCUUGAAGGGAGACUGGUCCCGCUGGCAGGACAGCAUGAGAUCUGACCUCAAAUCAGCCUUUCUAUCCACCGCUGAGAAGAACGUGGAGUACUACGAGCAGUGCCUGGCUGUGUGGGAGUCCUUCCUCCUGUCUCAGAGAGUGGAGCCCGGUGAGCAGAGAGACGGGGAAGACGCCUCUUAAAGUGUGGAGAGGAUGGAACCGUCUUAACAACAGACUCUCAGUUGUCUCUCCAACACAUCUAAAUAUAGACUCUGAACCGAUGCCCACUCACUCAGACAUGCACCAUGCACGAAACAAGCGCUCUCUCUUUCUCUCUUUCUCUCUUUCUUACUUUCUUACUUUCUGUCUGGCCAAAGAAGUAAAUCCCAGCCCACCAUUCCAGUGCUGAUUGUGCAUCACUAAAACCAACACUGCCAUCCAAAUAUCCACAUCCUGGUGUUUACAGUCCACCUUGUGCGGUGCCAAAAGCUAGAAGAAGUUUUUUUAAAUUGAAUGCAUUUGAAACCAUAGAUGGAGAAAUCAUACAUAAAAAAUCUGGCCUUUAGCUGCCUUUUAAAAAUGCAUAUUAAACGUACUCAAAAUGUGUUAUAAACUGCUUAUACCACUGUUUGUUUGUUUUUUGCAGGGAUAGUAGUGUAUUAUAUUACCAUGGUUGUUGUAAUUCAUUUUAAUGCAUUUUAAUGCAUAGUGCACUAUUAAUAAUGCAUUAUAAUUUGAUUGUAAGUUACUCUAAGCAACCAAUUUUUUAAAACAUUGAUAUGAUUCUGGAGGCUUUAUGACGAAGAAAAAAAAAACUGCAACCUGCUCAUGUAGGUGCAUACUGCAAGGGACCCUCAGGAAACCGCAAGGUUCAGCCCGAUCAUUGUAAACACUAACUUCCUACCAGUGCAGAUAUGAAUGGAGUAUAGAAUUUCAACAAUUGCAAUAUAUUUUAUGAAAACAACAAACAUUUAGAAAACAGGGAAGCUGUGUCUUAACUUUUGCACUGCUACGGUAAAGGCUGCUUAAAUUUCUGCAGCGGCCUAUCUCCCAUGAACUUACAUUUUUGUUUGAAUUUGUUGUCUUUUCGUGUUUAUUACUGGAGCAGUUAAGGCAAAUGAAAGAGAUAAAAAAUUGAAAACUAAAGCGUGGAGAUUGGAUAAAGUCCAUCGGACCUUGAGAAGAUCACCGUUCACGACAUCUUCCUACCGACCAGCCAGACCUGCAGGACCUAACGUCAGCUAAAGCGGAUUUGACCGCCUCAGGAGGAGAGCGGAGAUGGAGGUUCUGAGCUAUUCCAACAACCUGCCUGCUCCCUGACCUAGCUCCAUCAUGGCAUCCCGGUUCAAGCUGCACUUGCAGGACAAAAGUAGGCAGACCCUGUGUUUACAUCAAUGAUGCUUGGUGCUCAAACAUAGUCAAAGACCAUGGACAUUUCCCAGAUUUGGCUUUUUUAAUAUAAAGAUGUUGGAAUUCUUGAAUAUUCUGUUGCUUUUAUUUAUAUUACUCCUGAUACAAAUGCAAAAAAAUUAGGAGUGCACUUAAAGCUACUAAAGCUACUGUUGUGAUACUAUCUAGUUAGCAACCAAAACAUAACAUGACGUGCCCGCUGCUAGCGAGAUGACCGUCACAACAUGCACUGAAAUCCUGUCAUGGAUGUCUUCAGUUCAUAAAGGCCAACACUUUCAUAAACUCUACUGGCAGAAGGAAGAAGUCAGAGAGGUACGACACAGUUUCCCCGUCUUGUUGUCGAUAUAAAAUAGAUUCAGCAUGUUUAUUUGUAUUGCAAAUGUUGAAAUUCGACUCCAUUCAUAUCUGCACUGGCAGGUAAUUAAAGAAUUCAAGGAUAAUUUAUUGUGAGAUCGAGAUAAUGCUGCCAACUCGUAGUUUUCCGCAGCACCCUCAAAAUAUUGAUAAAAUUUACAUCUCACAAAUGUGCCCCCUAAUAACACUCUUAAGAUUUAAUUGAGGAAUAUACAUAUAUAAAAUACCUAAAACAAUUCCACUUUACGUGUAUAUUCAUACAGUGCAAUAAGCACAUUAUAACACUUAAGUAGCUUUGUAAUGCAUUAUAGACAUGAGCUUACAAAAAAGUGACCCACAAUUAUGAAGUAUUAUGAUACUUCAUCUUAUAAGUCAUAAUUAAUUAAAUGCUUAUAGCUAUAACAAAACAGUGAUAUGAGCAUGUUGUAAUGCUUUGUGAGUCUGCUUAUAACACAUUGUAGAUGGUAUUUAUGGUUUCAAGGUACUUAUCUGUGUAUUGAGUGUGAAAGUACAUUCAACAAUAGUUUGACAAAAAUCUUCCUUCUAGCUCCAUUAACUAGCUUUUUCUCCACUGACAUCUGGCUGUAAUUCUGGAUAAAGCUAUGUUUGAAAAAAAAAAAACCUGUAGGUGACAGGGAUUUUUACUCUAAAGACCAGAAUGCUGUGCGGCUUUAAGACUUGAUCAGCAGUCAAAUAGUCCAAAAAAUUAGUCCUAUUUCUUUUCUGAACAACUUUUCCUUGACCUCCAAUGUUAUUGAUGACCAAAUGGUACAUAGCUUUAAAUGCUGCUGCCUCAAGGUAGUUUGGGACGACAUUAUCUCCUUUCCCUUUGGUGAAGGAUGGCCCAGUGUUCCCUAUGCUAAAGGAGAUAAGGAAGGAGUAAAGCACUUUUCCCUUAGCGUCUAGAGAGUUCUAGCGUCUCUUAUCGCAGCUGCUAUGUAGAUACUUCUGGGUCAUUUCACACAGUUACGAAAACAUCUCGAGCUAAAAAGGAUUCAUAGACCACAGCCUUGGUUUUAACAAGAGGUACAAGAUAUCAGCCAGACAACGGUGUGAUCCAACAGCUCUGGGCUGUUGGGAAUGGAAAAUGAUUUUUGGGGCACAAUGUCAAAACUUCCACGAUGUCUUUCCGUGACUGUGACCAAUAAGAGCGAGGAGCACAUUUACAGAGUGCUCUUGUAAUGAAGUUAUGGAGAAGAGAAAGAGGAACAAGUGAGUUUUCAGUGAACCUGAAACCACUCCUCCAGUCCAUGCCUAUGUGUCCUUGGGCAAGAUGCGUUUACCCAAAUUGCUCCCAUGCACAAUGGAUGAUUCCAGGAUUACUGUUAUUCAUAAAACCUGGUAACAUACAGCAGCAUGGAGGGCUGGCUGUAGUCCAAACACCAACACUGAGAGCACACAUGGUUCUCUUAACACUACUUUGUUUUUACUACAAAAAUGUUCACGUUUCAACCAAGUCACAGCAGAAAUUUUGAUCACCCUUAUCUGAAACCAGAUUACAUCUCAAAUAUUCUGAUUCUGAAGUUAAUGAUCAAACACUCUUAAUAAAAAUAAUAAGAAUGAUUUGCAAAGAGUGAACAAUAUAACAUAAAAUCAUAAAUAGCUGAAGAAAUGCAUUGAAUAUGACACAUAGAUGACAUCUACAUCCACAUAAAGCUAUUUCCAGACUAACGUGAGAUCAGAAUGGUAUAAAUAGCACACAGUACUACUGGUCUCCUGUUAAACUUUGAGCAGAGGAGCCUCAAAAGCUUCAUAAAAUAAUAAUUAAGAAUGUUUGGUUGUUUGUGCCGAUAAGAGAUUUCACGUUUACAUGUCUGUUGAAGACUCACUAUGUCUGCAACGUUUUUGUAACAGAAUGCUUAAAUAAUCUUUUUGUACUGAUAUCUUUUUUUUCUCUUUAUUGCUUUUUUCAUUUUUGAAUAUGUUAAAUUUUAAAAAGUAUGAAUAAAAUGUAUUUUGAGAUGUUGAGAUAAUAAUAAAUACAA